AUGGCUCUCUCUCUCUCUCUCUCUCUCUCUCUCUCAAUCUAUCAUUAUCUCAUAUUUCUCUCUUUUUCUAUAAGUUUUAUCUGCAGGUUCAUUUUUCUCUCUUUUUCUAUUUUUCAUUCGCUUUCAUUUCUCUCUCUCUCUCUCUCUCUCUCUCUCUCUCUCUCUGUUUUAUUUCCCUUAUUACUCAUAAUCUCUUUGUCACUCACUAUAUAUCUUCCAUGUUUUUCUCUCGCUUUCUUUCAUUUCUCUCUUUCCUCUCUUUCUUUUCUUGCUUUCUCCUUUUUUCCCCCGUCUCUCUUUUUCAUGCUUCUCUCUUUCUAUCAUUCUUCUAUCUUUCUUUUAUUACACUCGCUUGCAUUAGCUUAUCACUUUCAGUUUAUUUUUCUCUCUAAUUUCAGAAUUAAUUUCAUUUCUCGCCCCGUCUUUCUCGUUCUCUUUGUAAUUUCAUUCUCUUUCAUUGUUUCUCUCUUUGUCUUUUUUCUCUCUUCCCUAUCUUUCUUCAGUUUCAGUCGUUCUCCUUCAUUUUUCUCCUUUGCUUUUAGUCAUUUCUUUCUCAUCUCUUUUUAUUUCAUUUUCCCUCUCUUUCAAUUCAUUUAUCUCUCUGUUUUUUUUUCUUGUAUUAUCUUCAUCGUUUCCCUCUCUUUCUUUCUUUAA
Acanthosepion pharaonis is the source of this 654-nucleotide messenger RNA. Lineage: Eukaryota; Metazoa; Mollusca; Cephalopoda; Sepiida; Sepiidae. The record is from the annotation of a GenBank genome assembly.